Rana temporaria (common frog) is the source of this 7053-nucleotide messenger RNA. RefSeq names its product RUN and SH3 domain containing 2 (gene RUSC2). Lineage: Eukaryota; Metazoa; Chordata; Amphibia; Anura; Ranidae. The record is from RefSeq and is a predicted model, not a curated record. The coding region runs from base 317 to 4984 and encodes 1555 amino acids. The transcript is spliced from 12 exons. Gene Ontology annotation, cellular component: cytoplasmic vesicle.
CCUCUCCCUCCUCUCCUCUCCCUCCUCUCCUCUCCCUCUGGUCCCCCAGCCAUCAUCUCCCUGGGCAGAGGCUGAGCUGACGUCACAACAGCUGCACUGGCAGGGCUGUGUGAUGGUGGGAUGGUGCCGUCUUCCCUCUCCUCUGCCAGGAAUGUCAUGAAGGAUCCACACAAGGAGCCAUGUUAGGAGGAGAAAGGAGCCGUGCCGGGGGACUGUAGGGCCCUGGAGGUGUCCUUACAUGUGAUAUGAACAAAUUCUUCUUCGAACUUUUGUUUAGUGACCGCAUCCAAUGUCCUGAUUGGUGACCGCUGACGAGAUGGAUAGCCCACCCAAACUAGCCGGAGAAACACUCAUUGUCCACCACAUCCCACUGGUGCACUGCCAGGUGCCCGAUCGCCAGUGCUGUCUAACUUCCAAGAGGUCCCAUUCCUACGGCAAGAAUGACCUGGGGAUUACCCGAACCACCUCUCUCCCAGAAAGGGACCUUUCUCAGUCCGACUCCCUAGUCUACAGUAGUUUGAUACAAGUUUCUGACUCUACGGUGAAAGAAAGGGGAAGCAAGAAGGACAAGGAAGGGCAGGGGACCAUAACUCGUAAGCGCCACAACCCAUUCCUCUUGAAUGAUGAGGAGGAACAUAGCACAUCGAGCAGCAGUGACGUGGAAAAGUCAUUCCAUCUCCACAACAACUUAAGUGGGCUGAAAUCAGGAUUUCAGUUCCAAGAUUUGUCCUUGCCACCUUUCCACCUUCAUGAUAACCCACCUGUGGUGAAGCCUUGGAUAUUGUCAGGAAGGUCAGGACUUGUGGAUGGACAAGAAGAGAAGACGUCACCUGAUUACUUACAAAAAGGCGGUAAUGCCAACCAAGGUCUAUCAGAGAUAAUCAUGGAAGACCAGGCUUGGCCUAGUCAUGGUGAGCCUACCUUUACUCUAGAUUGGAAUCAGAGCUCUGAUUUGGGGAGCCAAGAUUUUCAGAGAGAGUGCACGUGUACUGGUUCAGAGCCUCUUCGACACUGCCGUUGCUACAGCGCCUCAAGCCAGUCUGAAAUGGACCAGCAGGUGAGCUAUGUCAGCGACUCCUCCUGCAACAGUUCAGAUGGCAUCCUGGUUAACUUCAGCACUUUAUAUAACAAGAUGAAUGGGCACCCUAGGUCCAACAUGAAUUCUGGUAGUCUCUCUUGUGACUCCUCGUUUUGUAGCCACCCGGACACAGGUGCUUUUUAUCUCGACCUGCAGAGCUCACCUACGGAAUCCAAAAUGUCCUGUGAGUCCCAUGUUCAAGAAGCUUCUGGAAAGCAAUGCAGGUGUACCAACCAUUCAUCUUCACCCGUUUUAGAUGCCAACUGUAACUCUUACCACCUCAAUUGCGAUUUAGCCCAGUGUAAUGGAGAAAGCUCAGAUCUAACCUCCUGUUUGCAAAGCCAGGCCAGACUCGUGGUGGCCACUCAAAAUUAUUAUAAGUUAGUCACUUGUGACCUGUCAUCUCAGUCUUCUCCUAGCCCUCCUGGUUCUUCUAUUACCAGUUGUUCAGAUGAUCACACCAAAGAGAGCCCAGUUCAGCCAACUGAAUACUUUCUCUUUCAACAACCAGAUAGUAGUUCAGACUCAAAUGGCUCUAAACCUGGUAUAGAAAGAUCAAAAUCCGACAUCAUUGAAGGCCAAGUUUAUGUUAAUGUCUCACCACCAAACUUUAACACAGGCAGGCAAAGAUCCAGAAGUUAUGAUCGCAGCUUGGACAAGAGCCCUUCAAACCAACUGGGAUCGCUGGAGCGUAUGAUGAGUUGUCCUGUAAAGCUAAGUGAGGGCCAAGCUCUGCUCGCCCAAGGGUCAUCUCCGAAGAGAGUGACAUCCUUUUUGGAAUUAGCUAAAAGCAGGAAGAAAAAUGGCACCAGUCCUCCUUUAAGGUCCAGUGGAGACUCUUCCCUUGAGUUCUCACCAAUCCCAGAAUACCAUAGAGACGGUACCAGAGGUUCAGAACGUGGAGAAUUUCGUAGCCACAGCCUUCCACCUAUGUCCUUCUUGCAUUGUAUGAGUCGCACUUGUGAGGGCUGUACCAGUGAUAAUCUGGAGACUAAACCCACAAGUUCUAAUCCAACAGCUAACACUAAUCAAACCAGUAACACUAAUCAAAACAGUGCCAACUUUGAUGGAGGUAUUGAUCACAUCUUGGCAAUCAGUGGUCUGGAUUCAGCAGAGGCUGGAAUCAACUUUCUUCAAAGAGACAUAAGAGCAAAAGGAGACGGAAUGGGAGCCGAGGCCAAACCAGUGUUCCGCUAUAGCAAGGAUCAACGCCCAACCACACUACCCAUCCAACCAUUCGUGUUCCAGCAUCAUUUCAGCAAGCCAAAAACUCGCCCACUGCACAGCCACUUCACCUCCAGCCUUUCCCAGCUCUACGGAUUGUCCGCCAGCCGGUCGUCCAGCCAGCACAAUGUGUCAGAGACCCAGUCUUCAGCCCCGGUCACCCUCUCUGGGCAAAUGGAAGCAACCUGUGGCCACCCCAAGGUGAUCAAUGUGGCGGGUAAACUGUCUUUGGAUGGGCUGGUGAACACAAAAGAGGAGCAGAAUGUGUCCCAGAUCCCGGAUACAACUCGGCCCUCGCCACUGGGCAGCUACUCUCCCAUUAGGAAUAACGCCAUGUUCUUUCAGAGUCUGGACUCCGGCUCGUCUAGCUCUCCAUCUCCAGAGAAGACCAAGGAGAACCAGCCGCCCAGAAGCCGCUCCUGCCCGAUGUCGGCCAAUCUCUUGCCUUUUAGGUCAACGCAAGCCAGGGGCACCACGCUUCCGGGAGCGCCCAAAACCACCCGAAAGUACGAGGUCUCCCCUAAAGUAGAGGUUCAGAGGUCGAUUGUGAAGCGGGAACCUUUGAAGGAACCCGGCAUACAGGUAGCCAAGCAUGGUCUUCCUCCAAUCGCCUCGGUGCCUCUGCUGAACACCGUCCUUCAUGAGGUCACCAACGACAAUCCUACAGUUAUUGAAGACAACAAAGUGAAAACUUUUCCUGAGAAGGUCAUGUUGGCAAGACCGGUGAAUGCCAAUCACCUGUCUCCGCAAGCCCUGAAGUGGAGGGAGUACAGGCGUCGAAACCCACUGGGCCUUGAACGAGUUCACGGGCUGGCGGGACUGGCCGGCAGCCUGGACAGGAGGCAGGAGACGAAAGUAACCAAGAGGAACCACUUCUUCGACUUUCCCGGCAGUAUCAAUGGCAACCAUUUGCGGUUUCAUGGAAAGCCUUCGUCUCUCAGUUCCAGUGAUUUUUUCCCGGAUUAUUUUUCCGUCACAGAGCGCCCCCCGGCUGAGUUCUGUCUGUCUCCGGAUGGCAGCACCGAGUCUGUCUCCAUCGAUCUCCUACAGAAGAGAGGGCUGGUGAAGGCCGUGAAUAUUGCCGUGGACCUGAUCGUGGCUCACUUUGGCACAAGCCGAGACCCCGGAGUGAAGGCCAAGUUGGGGAACAGCUCCGUCAGUCCCAACAUCGGACACCUGAUUCUGAAAUAUCUGUGUCCGGCCAUCCGGGGCGUCCUGAGUGACGGCCUCAAGCCCUGGGUCCUGGACGUCAUCAUCGGCCAGAGGAGGAACGUGCCCUGGAGGGUGGUGGAGGCCUCCACACAGCUGGGUCCUUCCACCAAAUUGCUGUACACUUUGUGCCACAAGGUUAACCAGUUCUCCGAGCUGUCCAAUCACAGCCUGCGAUUCAAUGCCUUCAUCUUUGGCCUUCUUAACAUCCGGUCGGUGGAGUUUUGGUUUAAUCAUCUGUAUAACCACGAAGACAUUAUCUGGGCUCACUAUGACCCGGUUGGCUUCUUAUCCGUGUCUCAUGGGGUUUGCCAGCCGCUGUUUGAAGAGCUCCUGCUUCUCCUGCAGCCUCUUUCUCUUUUACCCUUUGACCUGGACCUCUUAUUUGAGCACCACCUUGUCCAGAUGAACAGAGAGCAGCAGCAGAAGAAAGAGAUGCUCCGCGUGAAGCAGGACCUGCUCCAGUCUGUUCAAUCCACCCUUCAGCUGAUGAGAAGCCGCGAUGAGGAAGAGCAGGAAAGGAAAAGCCUUGAGAAGACAUCCUUCGAGUCCUUGAAUUCCGAGAGGCCCACAGGAGAAGGAGCUGCCUCUGUAGAGAUUAGUGAAGAGCAAAAGAAAGAGAACGCCAUAGAGCUUAAAAGAGACAAACAAGCUGGAUGGUGGUACCAACUGAUGCAAAGCUCCCAAGUCUACAUCGAGAACUCCUCCGACACGACCAGGUUCACCCGCCAAGAUAGGCGAAGACCAGGAAGUGGUGGAACUCCCAAAAAAGUACCACCACCCAGAGAGGGAGUCGUCGAAGGAGCCGAGGCCUGUCCUAGUGUGGAAGGAAUGGCAGAGGAGAAGCCAUCAAAGAAAGACACUGUGGAGGACAGUCAUAAGGAAGAGAAAAAGUCCUGGAUGGGGAGCCCUCCCGAGUCGGUGCUCAAUGAACUUAAACAUGGGCAAGAGAAGGAAAGCCGGAGCUCCCAAAAGGACUCUCAGCCCAACAGACAAGAGGCAGCGAAAGAGAACAUUCAGGACAGUCCAAUCAGGAAAUGGGGACACUUGUUUGGAUCCAGGAAACCACUGGGGGAAGCCAAGAAACCCCUGGGGGAAGCCAGGAAACCCCUGGGGGAAGCCAGGAAACCCCUGGGGGAAGCCAAGCAGACAAACAGGUUGCCCUCGGGCUGGCUCAGCCUGGAUAAGUCGAUGUUCCAGAUGGUGGCACAGACUGUGAGCGCAGGGCUCUGGGGAGAAGCAGCCCCGGAGAGGGAGGCCAUGGCAGGAUCAGAAGCUGGAGCCGCGUCCCUCUCGCCAUCUUCCCAGAAUAUUCGACAAGUGAGCCCCGAAUGCCAUCGCACAGAGCCGAAACAACCAGACCUCAGCUUUGUCUAUGACGCACACUCUGACCGCCUGCAGUGUGGCCUUGGAAACCGGCACGGUCUGAUGCCUCUAAAGUUCGUCACUCAGCCCGACAGAGUGGACUCCUAACAACCGCUGGGACUGUUUACCUGGAGACACUUAAAGAUGGCGAUCAUGAUGAAAACAGCAUGAGGAACGCGCCAAGAGCUUUCCUGGUUCUUUGGUUAGACUGGAGCAUUCAAAGAUGUUCACUGGCUUUUUUUUUUUUAGCCUCUGCGAGGAAAAUGGAAAGCAUUAUGAUUUUCUGAGCGUGGCGGGGUCGGCCACAUUAAUACAGUAUUCUUUCUCCCCAACGCCCAAACCAUCGUGCACGUGUGCUAGCCGUUUUAUUGACGUGAGCUCUGCAUGCAGACAUCCUAGGAGAAAAAUGUGACUUCCCCCAAUGCUUUUCUUAGUCGGCGAACCUGACUCUCCUUACUCUCGUGUACUUAGCACUUAUAUUUCCAAGUAACGCUUUCGAAAAAGUUCUAGAAUUUUUUUAAUUUUUAUUUACCAUCAUUCGAGGAACAUGAAUUCGAGGAACAUGCAAUCUGUUACUUGGUUACCUGAAGCACAGGGCAUGAAAACGACAUGAUGUCAUGUGUAAAUUCUGCUUCAAACUAUGGUGCAAUGUGGUCCAUUGAAGAGUUAGAUUUUGUGGCAAUAGAUAGAUGGAAGACUUGGACUCCACCUGGCCGGACAAGCCAACGAAUGGAGUAAGGUCAUUGGAAGCGUUGAUGUGAUGUAAGAUAAAAAAGAAAUGGAUUGAAGUGGUUGAGAAAGUCAACCGAUGUGGCUGAAAAUUUGGUUGUGUAUAGAUGGAUCGUGUAUGUAAAGUUGGUUGGUGAUGGAUCACCCAGAUUAUCAUUGGCCUUUGUGCUAUUUCCGCAAGCACCUUAGAUGUUAAGUCUACAAGAGUGGAGUAACAAGCACAGUGACCGGACAUAAAUUCUUAGCAAAAUCUUCAAAAAUUCAACUAAGAUCUGUAUUAUUCAUAUAGAAAAAGAGCUUGAGAGGGAGAGAGACCGAUAGGAGUUAGGAUUAGGCCCUACAAAGUAAUGGUGGUUGGACAUAAGUCCUUAGCAAAGGCUUUGACAGCUGAAGCUAUCUAAGAUUUGUCUGUACAAUAAAAAUGUAAAGUUUAAGAAAAUUUCAAAUUUUGGGUUAGAACUUGUGAUAAGAGAUUUGACUUCUUUUGGCCUCUCUAACACUUCCGUGAUAAAAUCCCUCUGAUUUCUCAGAUCUACUCAACCAUGACCACCACAAGGGAUUCAAGUGAUCUUUUCUAUGGCUUUAUAGUGUCCUAUAUUUUGGUGGAAACUAUAGAAAAUUAAAGCUAUGGACGAGCAAACAUUUUGGAUUAGAACUUGGGAUAAGUAAAUGGGUAAUUCUUGAGGGUUCCAUUGACAGUUGGUGGAAGGUCUGGUGAGGUAGAUCCCUCCCUGGCUUCUUUUGACUACUCUAGUACUUCUGUGAUGAAAUCUUUCUGAUUUCUCAGAUCUACUCAACCAUCAUGACCACCCCAAGGGACUCAAGGGAUCUUUUCUAUGGCUUUAUAGUGUCCUAUAUUUUGGUGGAAACUAUAGAAAAUUAAAGCUAUGGACGAGCAUACAUUUUGGAUUAGAACUUGGCAUAAGGGAAUAGGUAAUUCUUGAGGGUUUCAUUGACAGUUGGUGGAAGGUCUGGUGAGGUAGAUCACUCCCUGACUUCUUUUGACCUCUCUAGCACUUCCGUGAUGAAAUCUCUCAGAUUUCUCAGAUUGACUCAACCAUCAUGACCACCAGAGGAGACUCAAGGGAUCUAGGUUUCUUUUCUAUGACUUUAAAGUGUCCUAUAUUUUGGUGGAAACUGUAGAAAAUUAAAGCUAUGGACAAGCAUACAUUUUGGAUUAGAACUUGGGAUAAGGGAAUGGGCAAUUCUUGAGGGUUCCUUGGACAGUUGGAGGAAGGUCUGCUUUUCUGUGGCUUCUAGUAUCCAAAUGCUUUGGUUGGAACUGGUGAGGCAGAUCACUCCCUGGCUUCUUUUGACCACUCUAGCACUUCUGUAAUAAAAUCUCUCUGAUUUCUCAGAUCUACUCAACCAUCAUGACCACCACCGGAGACCCAAGGGAUCUUUUUUAUGGCUUAAAAGCAUCCUAUAUUUUGGUGGAAACUACAGAA